Molecule: messenger RNA, 1645 nt
Organism: Myotis daubentonii (Daubenton's bat)
Lineage: Eukaryota; Metazoa; Chordata; Mammalia; Chiroptera; Vespertilionidae
Gene: GDPD1
Product: glycerophosphodiester phosphodiesterase domain containing 1
Biological process (GO): N-acylethanolamine metabolic process; glycerophospholipid catabolic process
Cellular component (GO): endoplasmic reticulum membrane
Molecular function (GO): phosphoric diester hydrolase activity; phosphatidylcholine lysophospholipase A1 activity
Source: RefSeq, a predicted model, not a curated record
GCGCGCUGGGCGGGCGCGAACAAGUGCGCUGCGCCGCAGGCACCGGCUGGGGGCGAGCUGGCCCGGAGCCGCCGCCGCCGCCGCCGUCGUCGCGACCGCCGCAGUGGCGUUCUGCGGGCCUGGCGGCGGGAGACCGGCCACGCUUAGCCGAGAUGUCGUCCACCGCGGCUUAUUACCUGCUCUCCACCCUGGGAGGGUACUUGGUGACCUCCUUCUUGUUGCUCAAGUACCCGACCUUGCUGCACCAGAGGAAGAAACAGCGCUUCCUCAGCAAACACAUCUCUCACCGCGGAGGUGCUGGAGAAAAUUUGGAGAAUACAAUGGCAGCGUUUCAGCAUGCAGUUACCAUUGGAACUGAUAUGCUGGAAUUGGACUGUCAUAUCACAAAAGAUGAGCAAGUUGUUGUGUCACAUGAUGAGAAUCUAAAGAGAUCAACUGGGGUCAAUGUGAACAUCUCAGAUCUCAAGUACUGUGAACUCCCACCUUACCUUGGCAAACUGGAUGUCACAUUUCAAAGAGCAUGCCAAUGUGAAGGAAAAGAUAACCGAAUUCCAUUAUUGAAGGAAGUUUUUGAGGCCUUUCCUAACACUCCCAUUAACAUCGAUAUCAAAGUCAACAACAGUGUGCUGAUUAAGAAGGUUUCAGAGUUGGUGAAACAGUACCGACGAGAACACAUAACAGUGUGGGGUAAUGCCAAUUAUGAAAUUGUAGGAAAGUGCUACAAAGAGAAUUCAAAUAUUCCCAUCCUCUUCAGUGUACAACGUGUUCUGCUCAUUCUUGGCCUGUUCUUCACUGGUCUCUUGCCCUUUGUGCCCAUUCGAGAACAGUUUUUUGAAAUCCCAAUGCCUUCUAUCAUAUUGAAGUUAAAAGAACCACACAAAAUGUCCAAAAGUCAGAAGUUUCUCAUCUGGCUUUCUGAUAUUUUAUUAAUGAGAAAAGCUUUGUUUGACCACCUUACUGCUCGAGGCAUUCAGGUAUAUGUUUGGGUAUUAAAUGAAGAACAAGAAUACAAAAGAGCUUUUGAUUUGGGAGCAACUGGGGUGAUGACAGAUUAUCCAACAAAGCUUAAGAAUUUUUUACACAGUUUUUCAGCAUAGAAAAGGAAGUAUUCAGAAGCAUUCAAAGAAACUAUGAAAAGAUCUAAGGGGGAAAAAUUUUUCAUUAUCAUUUUCCUAAGCCAUUUUCAGAAAGGUAAAAGGUUUAAUCAGUUAAGUUUUUAUUACCUCAUUUUUAAGCUGCCUGAGAAUGUAGAAACUCUAUAUUGUAUAUUUAUUUUAAACAAUAUUGCAUAUUUGCAUUUGUAAAUAGUUUAUUUAGAAAGAUUAUUGAUCAAGAUUUCUGUAUAUGAUUAUAUUAUUGUAAGUAAUUCUGAAAUCAAAAGACCAUUGGAUAAUUUGAUAAUUUCACUGGAAUAAGGCCAGCUCAUUAGUAAAACAAAACUAUUCAAGGCCUCUAUAGCUAUUUUGAGUUGUCUUUUUAUUUGUAGCGACAUCUUAGUUGGUGGGGAAAAAUACUGUGGAAGAAGAGCUUGGAAAUCAUUGAUGUGGUUACCUGACAAGUUGUACAUGUUAACAGAAGGCAGACUCAAAGAAUGAACUGGAAGUUUAUUACUUGAUCAGAAAUAAAAUCUGUAGACUGAAUUAGA